Messenger RNA from Prunus avium (sweet cherry), 1920 nucleotides. RefSeq names its product putative isoprenylcysteine alpha-carbonyl methylesterase ICMEL1. Lineage: Eukaryota; Viridiplantae; Streptophyta; Magnoliopsida; Rosales; Rosaceae. The record is from RefSeq and is a predicted model, not a curated record.
UCUCUGGUUGUUUGCAUGCCAUAUGCCUAACAUUGUACACACUGAUUUUGACAAAAUGGCUUUGGUUUCUUCCACCUGUUCUUGAUCUCUAAAUCUGCCAAUUGCCAAAUUUCCAAUCUUUCCAAGACUCAAAGAAACCCAACAUCACAAAAAGCAGUUAUUAACAGUUACCCAAUUCACAGCAAACAUAGAAAGCUCAAGAUUUGCUGCCAAUUUUCUCUCUCUAGAAAACUCCCCCGAAAAAGCAAAAUGCCAUCCCAACAAAUUCUGCCCAUAUCAUACCAUCCACCUUCAGUCUUCUCAAGCUCAUCUUCUCCCACAGACAAACUGCUACUCAAAGAUGCAGAGGAUGACCCAACAACUAGGCUUCUCCUCUUUUCACAUUUUGAAGAAGAAGAUGAAGAGAAGGGCACCCCCAUAAUAAAGCCCCUUCUCCCUAGGGCCUCAAGUUACAUUACCACCACCACUAAUGGUGCCAACAAGCACCAGCAGAGGCGGCGCCGGACCGCCAGCGAUAGCUCCCUCUCUUCGCUCUCCGAUGAUAGCCGCAACAAUUCCUUGGGCCGUGAGGUGGAGCACGCUGCCGCCGAGACGUUCUUGGUGACCCGGUUAAGUUUGAAGCUAUUGAGAUAUCUUGGGGUAGGCUACAGAUGGAUUACAAGAUUUCUUGCCCUUGGUUGUUAUUCAUUUUUACUCAUGCCAGGAUUUAUUCAAGUUGGCUAUCAUUAUUUCUUCUCCAGUCAGGUUCGCAGAGGUAUAGUUUAUGGCGAUCAACCAAGAAAUAGGCUAGAUCUUUAUUUACCCAAAAAUACCGACGGGCCAAAGCCAGUCAUUGCAUUUGUAACUGGUGGAGCCUGGAUUAUUGGUUACAAAGCAUGGGGGUCUCUUUUAGGACAACAGUUAUCAGAAAGAGACAUCAUAGUGGCAUGCAUAGAUUACAGAAAUUUUCCUCAGGGUACUAUCAGUGAUAUGGUAAAGGAUGCUUCUCAAGGAAUCUCAUUUGUGUGCAAUCAUAUUGCUGAUUAUGGAGGUGAUCCUAAUAGGAUUUAUCUAAUGGGACAAUCAGCUGGUGCACAUAUUGGUGCGUGCGCACUCAUUGACCAGGCAAUCAAGGAGGCUGGUGAAGGAGAGAGCACUUCUUGGAGUGUUUCCCAGAUAAAGGCUUACUUUGGUCUAUCUGGAGGGUACAAUUUGCUUAACUUAGUGGAUCACUUCCACCGUCGAGGUUUAUACCGUUCAAUCUUUUUAGGCAUAAUGGAAGGGGAGCAAUCAUUGCAACGUUUUUCUCCAGAACUCAUGAUUCAGGACCUGAACAUUAGACAUGCUGCUUCUCUCCUACCUCCAAUUAUUUUAUUUCAUGGUACAGCAGAUUAUUCCAUACCAUCAGAUGCCAGCAAGAAUUUUGCAGAAACUCUUCAGAGACUUGGAGUGAAAGCUAAAUCGAUUCUUUAUGAAGGGAAGACUCACACGGAUUUGUUUCUUCAGGAUCCAAUGCGAGGUGGUAAAGACGAUAUGUUUGAAGAUUUAGUAGCUAUCAUUCAUGAAGGUGAUUCAGAGGCUCUUGCCAAAGACGCAGUGGCUCCGCCAAGAAAACGUCUUGUACCUGAGUUCAUGUUGAAGUUGGCUCACCGUGUUAGCCCAUUCUAGCCAUUUUGUCAAUCAGUUAUCAGCCCCUUGAGUUUCUUGGUGAUUUACUCUAUUCAUUUUGUACAUAUCAUUAAUGACAGUUGAAGUGUUUACCCCUUAUUUUUUGGGUAACCUUCAGAUUUACCCGCUUCUCUUGUCUCAUAUCAAAGAUUUUAUUUCCCGUUGUAUAAUGUCUGAAAGAUUCUGGAAACUUGUAUAAUCGUAUUAGGAUGAUAUGUAAUGAUAUUGACGACCUUAAGGGGAUAUUUGUAAUCAUAAACCCAGAUUAUUUUA